UGGCGGACGAGGAUGGUCGAGUGGUUACGACGCUGAGCUCCGCGAACAGAAGCGAGCCCGUGUAGUGGAGCAGACUUCCCUAUGGUACCUGACUCCAUAGAGGGUUGGGGAAGGUGAGGGAAAAGAGAGGUUCACCGCUCUCACCAAGGUGACUUCGAGGAAACCACAGGCGCAAGAAAGUUUCACAGGCAACGUCAAAGCAAGACGAUGUGCAGAAACUCCAUCAUGGUGGGCAGUCUCGGGCUGUCUUGAUAUUUAAAAAAAAAAAACUGCGAGUGGAUCAUAAUCUUGCCCGAGAACGAAACUAAUCAGCCACGUGACCAACACUCCAGAUCCUCAGACGACAGAUUCUCACGACUGCGGCCCACGUAGCAGAAGUGGUAAUACACGUGAGGCGGUUGGAAUCCGCUGCUACUAAAGAUGCUUCACGUCCUUGGUGCUCUGGCUUUGGCAGCUGUCGUGCUUUUCCUUCUCAACGUUAUCGUACGACGAAGAACGGUGAUCCCUGGCGGGAAAGCAGUGUUAAUAACAGGCUGUGACCAUGGCUUUGGAUGCAUGCUAGCCGAAGCUCUGGACAUUCUGGGUUACCGGGUGUUUGCCGGGUGUCUUAACGCUGCAGGAGAUGGCGCGAAAGAGCUGAAACAGAAGACGUCAUCAAAUCUCGUCAUCGUACAGCUUGACGUCACUAGCGACGUGCAAGUGGCUGAAGCAAGAGCCACAGUGGAACGUAGCCUGGAUGGCUGCUGCAUGUGGGCGGUGAUCAACAAUGCUGGCAUCGCAGCCUUCGCAGAAACUGAGUGGUGUUCACUGGAUGCCUACCAAAAUAUGAUGGACGUCAACUGGAUGGGUACUGUCCGGGUCACCAAGACUUUUCUUCCGCUGGUCCGUGCCGCUAGAGGACGCAUCAUCAAUGUAGUUAGUCUAGCUGGACGUAUAGCGCUUCCAGGCUUCACUUCAUAUUCUUCCUCCAAGUUCGCCCUCAUCGGCUUUUCCGACAGCCUCAGACGUGAGAUGAUCAAGUUCGGGGUCAAAGUCAUUACCAUUGAACCCACGCUCUACAGAACUGCCCUGUCUGACUGUGACGCACUGACCCGCCAGAACGAGAGAAUGUGGAACAUGGCCUCGGAGGAAGUGCGUCACGACUAUGGCGAGACCUACUUCCGGAGUUUUCUCACCAAGCUUAAAUACGUUCCUGCGAUUCUCCCGGCAAAACCUGAGAGAAGUUGUGGCCGAUCUUGUGCACUCGGUCACCUCUGCGUACCCCUACACCCGCUACGUGCCCGCCCUCUUCAGCGCUCAGCUGCCUUCCGAUACCUUUGCUUUGACGCCGAAUCUUUUCGAAGACUUCGUGCUGACUACGCUGCUUAAAGGAGGGGCCAGUCCGUCCUGUGAAUCUCCACACAGAUCCCUCAAGUAGUGUGAUCCAGAAACGACAUUUUAGAAAUAUUUGUACUUCUUUUAUUGUGAAAUCGUUGAAGUUAUUACAAUAAAACAAUGUAAAGUUUUGGUUCAUAUAA
Messenger RNA from Pomacea canaliculata, 1517 nucleotides. RefSeq names its product D-beta-hydroxybutyrate dehydrogenase, mitochondrial-like. The transcript has 6 exons. Lineage: Eukaryota; Metazoa; Mollusca; Gastropoda; Architaenioglossa; Ampullariidae. Bases 421 to 1368 code for a protein of 315 amino acids. The record is from RefSeq and is a predicted model, not a curated record. Gene Ontology annotation, molecular function: oxidoreductase activity.